This is a messenger RNA of Oncorhynchus kisutch (coho salmon), 2861 nucleotides long. Its product is annotated as paladin-like. The annotation marks the transcript as partial. The transcript is spliced from 12 exons. NCBI's taxonomy places the organism in Eukaryota, Metazoa, Chordata, Actinopteri, Salmoniformes, Salmonidae. The record is from RefSeq and is a predicted model, not a curated record.
UCUCUCUCUCUCUGUUUGUCUCUCUCUCUCUCUCUGUCUGUCUCUCUAUCUCUCUCGCUCUCAGGUACUACCGGCUGCCACUACCGAUGGAGGGAGCACCUCUAGAGGAGGAUUUUGAUGCCUUUGUUACUGUUCUCAGGGAAAGCCCCAACCUGUCUUUGAGAAGGGAUGUUUCCAGGCCUCUGCCUGCCCUGUUGUUCAGCUGUCAGGUGGGGGUAGGGCGGACCAAUCUAGCCAUGAUCCUGGGGACCCUGGUCCUCAACCACCUGAAGACAACCCAGGAACCACCACAAGUGGAAGAGGCAGAAGCCAAGCCCCUGUUCCAAGUCAUUCAGACCCUCAUCAACAGACUACCUGAAGGCCAACAGGUCAUGGAAGAGGUUGACCAAGCGAUCGCUCUGUGUUCAGAAAUGCACAACAUAAAAGAAGCAAUGUAUGAAAAUAAGAAGAAGCUUGAAGCGAUCGGAGAUGAUUUUCAAAUUCAGGGAAGCACGACCAAAGACUACUUUCUCCACAGAGCCAUCCAGAGCCUGGAGCGUUAUUUCUACCUGAUUGUGUUCAACGCGUAUCUUCAUGAACAGUAUUCCCUUGCCUUUGCGUCCAACUUCAGCCAGUGGCUGUGUGCUCACCCCUGGGUGUACCGCCUGCUGGCCUGUAUGGACCUAUCAGAACUCUCCGCUCCGCCUGAUCUCGUCACCAAGGGAGCCCGCGUUCUGGUUGCUCAUGAGUACCUGUCUCCAGACAUACUCAGCACAGUGAAGGAGAUGAAGGUGGCUAACUUCAGAAGAGUCCCCAAGAUGCCUGUCUACGGCAUGUCACAGCCUACAUCAGAGGCGACAGGUGCGGUGUUGACCCACCUGACGGAUGAGAAGAGGAAGUACAGCCACGUCCUGUGGGUCAACCUGCAGGAGGAGCUGGUUCUGGAGGGGAACGGACAGAUCUUCACCCCCAGAGAGCCUUCCUGUAUGGGGCAACACAUCCCUGUCCCCGCUACAGACCCCACGCAGAUAGAGAAACUAGAGACAGCCCUGGGAGAGGAGGUUCAGAGAGCCCAGAAGUGGCUGGAGGUGACUCUGGAGCAGGAGAAACAGAUGAAGAUGUUUAAAAGCUGUCUGACGGUCCAGGAGGUGUUCAAGCAGUACCAGAGAACACACCCGGGACUGUUCUAUAAACGUAUCCCUCUGGCAGACUGCUGCGCCCCCAAGGAGGAGGACUUUGACCAGCUCUUGGAGGCCAUGAAGAGUACCUUGGCAGAGGACUCUCACUCAGCCUUCGUGUUCAACUGCUCCAACGGCAAGGGAAGGACCACCACGGCCAUGGUCAUAGCUGCUCUCACUGUCUGGCACUUCAAUGGCUUUCCUGAGUUUGGUGACGAUGAGAUUGUCAGUGUUCCUGAUGCCAAGUACACGAAGGGAGAAUUCAAGGUGGUGAUGCAGCUAGUCAGACUACUGCCGGACGGCCACCAGAUGAAGAGGGAGGUGGACAUGGCUCUGGACUCAGUUAGCGAGACCAUGACCCCCAUGCAUUACCACCUCAGAGAGAUAAUCAUCUGUACCUACAGACAGGUAGGACCAUACACCCCAUAGACAGCCAUACUAGACCAUGACCCCCAUGCAUUACCACCUCAGAGAGAUAAUCAUCUGUACCUACAGACAGGUAGGACCAUACACCCCAUAGACAGCCAUACUAGACCAUGACCCCCAUGCAUUACCACCUCAGAGAGAUAAUCAUCUGUACCUACAGACAGGUAGGACCAUACACCCCAUAGACAGCCAUACUAGACCAUGGCCCCCAUGCAUUACCACCUCAGAGAGAUAAUCAUCUGUACCUACAGACAGGUAGGACCCCCCUCCCAUUACAUACCUAUAGACAGGUAGGACCAUACACCCCAUAGACAGCCAUACUAGACCAUACACCUCAUAGACAGCCAGCUGAGUGAUUAUCAUCUGCACCUACAGACAUGUCCAGUAGAGGGCGACACCUGCCUUUACAUUACACUACCUAUCAAUAACACAAAUAAUGUCAACUCAUUAAAACACUGUUUUGAAGGCUGUUUUGAUCACACUGAUAUAAGGGAAUGGUUGCAUUGGUUGUCAUGUGUCACAGGUACAUUUCUAGUCUGAAAGGCAUGACCCUGAACUGGUACAAACCAAUGGGAGAGACAAGACUAUUUAGCUACAGUUCUACUUCUGGCCCAUAGAUGGCAGUAAUGCUCUUGUUCUUUUUGUUUUUUAGCUACAGUUCUACUUUUGGCCCAUAGAGGGCGGUAAAUGCUCUUGUUUUUAUUUAGCUACAGUUGUACUACUGGCACAUAGAUGGGAGUAAUGCUCUUGUUUAAUUUUUUUUAGCUACAGUUCUACUCCUGGCCCAUAGAUGGCAGUAAUGCUCAUGUUUUUUUUAUUUAGCUACUGUUCCACUCCUGGCCCAUAGAUGGCUGUAGUUCCACUCCUGGCCCAUAGAUGGCAGUAAUGCUCUUGUUUUUAUUUGGCUACAGUUCCACUCCUGGCCCAUAGAUGGCUGCAGUUCCACUCCUGGCCCGUAGAUGGCAGUAAUGCUCCUGUUUUUAUUUGGCUACAGUUCCACUCCUGGCCCAUAGAUGGCUGCAGUUCCACUCCUGGCCCAUAGAUGGCUGCAGUUCCACUCCUGGCCCAUAGAUGGCAGUAAUGCUCUUGUUUUUAGGUGACUAGUCAUGUCUUGGACCCAAGCUACUCAAAAGCAUCUACAAGUACUAUGUUUGUUUAGUAGUUGUUGUUUAAUGUUAAUUCUUUGACUUUAGGGUGCAGUACUGGUUAGAAAUGAAUAUUAUGUUGUUGCUCAUGAUAAUAAGGGGCGACAGGUAGCCUAGUGGUUAGAGCGUUGGA